GAACGGCCCUUACAGGCAUCUUGAGUCUUCCACGCGUCGGUCUCAACUUCGUCCUCACUCGUUGGCUUGCAUUCUUUUUUAACAUUCGCUUUCUCUCUUCCCCAAACAUGUCAUCCGGUCACCCAGUGUGGUGCCCUGAACUGCCCUGGCAUGCGAUUGGAAUGUUCUCUGACUCAAGAAUCCAUGAUUAUCGCUUUCAUUCCCCCGGCAAGGGCCGUCCACGUAGCUUGUCAAAAUCUUCCCAGGCACAUUCUCCAUCGACGAUCAAAGACGAUCCUGCCACGAUGCCGCUGCACCCUCUUUUUCGCCUUUUGUCAGUCAGUGUCUAGUAACCGCGAAUGUUUUCAGAACUCCAGAAAUGCAGUUUUGUUCUUCUAGCUGCCAUCUUCCUCAUCUUCUUGUCACCGUUCCCAAUAUAUUCAUCCGACCCCUCUCGCAUUGCAAGGACGUUUCUUCCGAACUUCGCUCCAAUCUCCACCUGCAAGAUAAACGAGAACCAGCCCCUCACCACCGUCAUUGUCCACUCGAAGCCUGUCGCCACCACCAUUUGACAGUUCUCGUUAGCUACAUCUACAACAGUAUCCCUGUCAACUACCCCAUGUGAGUGGGAUACACUUCCGCUGCAUCGGCAAAACUCCUCCAUCUCUUUCUCUCUCGCCAUGUCGCACACCUAGCCAAUUCCUCCCUCCUCCUUCUCUCUCGGUGGUCGUCGUCGCGCAAUGACAACAGCGUUGAAUCAUCGGAGGCCAAGUGGUGACUCCAGUGCUGUCCCCAAGCUGUCUUACCGAAAUGCAAGCCCAUCAAAAGACCUUGAGCCUCUGCGAGAGCUUCCAAGCGCGAACAAUACUACCUCGCCCGUUGUCUCGAUAUCGAAGGCAGAAAAGGCGGAGCCGACUCAGGAUGGCGACGACCCAGAAGCUGGCCAGCAGGACAAACCUCCCCUGAGUAUCCGACAACUGCGAGAGCAGGCUCGGAGCAAGGUCCUGGAACAGACUGUGAGACAGUCGCAGCAAGAACAGCGAGCUCAGGAUGCAAAAUCAACCCAUCCAGCGCAGCUGCCACAGCAGAAGAAAAAAUCCCCGUUGUUCGGUGGACUGUUCCAGGUCAAAGAACCUACACAGGUGGCCCUGAACCAAGUCGCUGCACAAUUGAUCUCGCAGCAUGGCUCAACGAGCGCGACGAGAGUGCCGAAUGUGAGGAUGGAGAAGAUGCCCGAUUUCGUGCCCAAGGUCAAUUCGAAAUGGGAUGGGAUCCCUGAAGGCGUUAAGAAGAGAGAAAAGGAUCGAAAACAAAGAGAAAGAGGCCAAGGUAGCUCGACCAGGCGUGAUUCCGGGAUCUACUCCGACUACGAGUUUCCGAGUCAAGAGGACAGGGAUCGAGGACGAGGCCAUCUGAACAGCCGCAAUUCCAGCUCGACAACUGGUUCCUUUGGUAGUCGCGGAAGGUCGAGUGGUUCCCACACGAACUCGACGCGAGCUCGCUUCUACGCUCCAUCGGUCAAUUCAUCCGGCGAUUUGGCUUCCCAGCAACGGACAAAUCAUGCUUGUGUUCGAGCCUCUUCUUUUCAGUCAAAUUCGGCCAGCAAUCCCUCUGACGCUGGUCUGGCAGAAUCUCCUCUCGAGAUAUCAGCUCCUUCCCCUGGCAUCCCAUCAUUAUCCGGCCCGAGUGGUCCUGUGAGAUCUUCAGAGUACCAAGUCGGCGAUGCACGAAUGCCUUCGUUGAAAGGUCUGAAUCCUAUCCAUGAAUCUCCUUCGCCAAACAUACGAACACUACCUAAAAUUGACGCCGCACCAUCCCCUGAGACGUUUUCUUCCCAAUCGCCACAAGAGACUUCACCAGCAAGCCGGUCUCCACGCCCAAUGCAUUCGCGGUAUGACACUGUAAUAGGGGACGAAGUGACAUUGACCUCCUCCGGUCCAGGGGUGUUGGGACCACCUGCGGCAUCGAAGAGCUCUCGUUUCACUGUCGCUCAGGGGUUUCCAGCUGGGGAAGCACGAGAAAUGGUCCUAUUGGACGACGAAGAAGAGCCUCCUCCGGUGACUGACUUGCCCCUUCGACCGUCGGAUGCAAGCGAACAAACACCUGUGAAGUCCUCGUUCGCAACUCCUCGAAAACACCAGCAUCAACGAUCUGACAGUUCGCGGUUCCGUUUGGCACUGCGCCCAGGUACGCCCUCCAAAAACAAUGCGACAUCGCGGGAUACGCAAGUCAAGGACAAGUCACCUCUUCGGACAUCCACCGAUGGCUCUGAGGGCAGUCCACGGGGCCUCCGCAGCCCACGAUCAAAAGUCUCCAAAUCGUUCAAUAUAUUCAGCAAAGAAAAGGACUCGGACGCGGUAUAGGUUAGCCCAUUGCUGCAUCAGCUUCUACUCGACAGCAACCUUUUUCUCGCGUCCAUCUCUCACAAAUCUCAACAGUAGCGAAAAGCAAUUGCGGCAUAUCUAGGCAAUUGUGGGUUUAGCAAGGCGCUGGGAGCUCUUCCUCUUCUAAUGUACUUACGCUCACGAGUGACGACCAUUGUUGAAAACAAGGAGAUACCCAAGGGUUGAAGUUAGCAAUCGUACAUAGGAAAUUUGAGCAUGGUAUCUUCGUUUCUGCGCACGAG
Molecule: messenger RNA, 2605 nt
Organism: Exophiala xenobiotica
Lineage: Eukaryota; Fungi; Ascomycota; Eurotiomycetes; Chaetothyriales; Herpotrichiellaceae
Exons: 1
Coding region: 720-2342 (540 amino acids)
Source: RefSeq, a predicted model, not a curated record